Messenger RNA from Dentiscutata erythropus, 384 nucleotides. The record is from the annotation of a GenBank genome assembly. Lineage: Eukaryota; Fungi; Glomeromycota; Glomeromycetes; Diversisporales; Gigasporaceae.
AUGAAACGUUCAAACAGAAUCACCCGUGCAUAUGUGCCAACGCCAAAAUUACGUGUUAAACCGAAAAAAAUAAGACAUGAAGAAACCGAGGAAAUAUUAUCUGAUAAAUUUUCAGAUGAUGAUCAUGAUACAGAGAACAUUACCCUUUUCUCCGAGGAAUGUAUAAUCGAAGAAACCGAGAGCUCAUCAAUUAUCAGUUACAUUUCAUCAAACGAAAAGCCCAGAAAAGCACGUGAUGAGAAUCUUGACAACUACCAACCUUCGUAUAGGCCAUUAUCUGAUAUCUUAGAUAUCUUAGAAGAAGCAUCGAUCGAAUAUGACGAAUCUGAUUCAGAUUCAAUAUAUGAUAGUAGAAAUGAUGAACAGUUAUUCGAUGAUAUAGAG